Molecule: messenger RNA, 1904 nt
Organism: Melopsittacus undulatus (budgerigar)
Lineage: Eukaryota; Metazoa; Chordata; Aves; Psittaciformes; Psittaculidae
Gene: SIAH2
Product: siah E3 ubiquitin protein ligase 2
Exons: 2
Coding region: 55-990 (311 amino acids)
Biological process (GO): multicellular organism development; proteasome-mediated ubiquitin-dependent protein catabolic process
Cellular component (GO): cytoplasm
Molecular function (GO): ubiquitin conjugating enzyme binding; zinc ion binding; ubiquitin protein ligase activity
Source: RefSeq, a predicted model, not a curated record
CGUUCGCUCCCUCUCCCUCCGGCGGCCCGAUGGUGGUGGCGGUGGCGCGGCGCGAUGAGCCGCCCGUCUUCCGCCGGCCCCGGCGCUAGCAAGCCCUGCAGCAAGCAGCAGCACACCCCGUCCCCCGCCGUACCCGCCGCCGUCCUGCCGGGACCCGGCGGGACUUCCUCGCCCCCUCCUCCCCCGCCGCCUCCCCCCCCGCCACCUCCUCCUCCUCCGCAUCAGCACCACGAACUGACCUCGCUCUUCGAGUGUCCGGUCUGCUUCGACUAUGUGCUGCCGCCCAUCCUGCAGUGUCAGGCCGGGCACCUGGUCUGCAAUCAAUGCCGGCAGAAGCUGAGCCUCUGCCCCACUUGCCGGGGCUCCCUCACCCCGAGCAUCCGGAAUCUUGCCAUGGAGAAGGUGGCCUCGGCCGUGCUCUUCCCCUGCAAGUAUGCCACAACAGGCUGCUCUCUGACACUCCAUCACACAGAAAAGCCAGAACACGAAGACAUCUGUGAGUAUCGUCCCUACUCCUGCCCAUGCCCUGGUGCCUCCUGUAAAUGGCAGGGAUCCCUGGAAGCCGUGAUGUCCCACCUCAUGCAUGCCCACAAAAGCAUUACCACCCUUCAGGGAGAAGACAUCGUUUUUCUUGCCACAGACAUUAACCUUCCAGGGGCAGUUGACUGGGUGAUGAUGCAGUCAUGCUUCGGUCACCACUUCAUGUUGGUGCUGGAGAAACAAGAGAAGUACGAAGGUCACCAGCAGUUCUUUGCCAUUGUGCUGCUCAUUGGCACCCGUAAGCAAGCGGAGAACUUUGCCUAUAGACUGGAGCUGAAUGGCAACCGCCGCCGGCUGACGUGGGAGGCAACGCCCCGCUCCAUCCACGACGGGGUAUCUGCAGCCAUUCUGAACAGUGACUGCCUAGUUUUUGAUACAGCUAUAGCACACCUUUUUGCUGACAAUGGGAACCUUGGCAUUAACGUGACUAUCUCUACAUGUUGUCCAUGAUGUGUUUGCAUAGCUAGUGAAACCUAGGCUGUCUGGACAUAGUGCUUUACAUUCACCAAGGGUUUUCUUUUGCUUCCUUUUUUUUUUUUAAUGAUAUUCAACUAUGCCAUUGUAUAUGCUAAGGUUCCUAACUAGCCAACAUUUUAAACUUUGGAGAGAAGAGCAACGAGAGUGUCCUAUAAGUAACAUGAGUGAGAAAAGGUCUUUUUAAAUUCUUGGGUGCCUUAGGAAGAUUCCCCACACACAGUCACCUUUCUUAAUUUAAUUAUAUUUUAUUUAAGGAGUGCUUCCAUUAGACAUGUGGCUUAAGAGACUUGAAGGACUGCAUUCCUGUUCAGAGCACACCCAAAAGCCCUUUCAGCAGGAACACAGACUUGUUCUCUCACUGGUGAGCUUUAAUAACUGUUUUUAGUAGGUGGGAAAGGAAAGAAAUCCAAGCAACCUCUCACAAGAGAGGUUGUGAAUCAAAGGGGAACAAUAGGUACUUCAGUGUUGAUACUCUAUUUCCUCCUACCUUAUUAAAAAGGGAUGGGUGCUGGAUCAUGUGCUGGGGUUUUGAAAGAAAAAAGGCGAGGAGGGGCUGAGGUAAAGCAGGGCAAGUUUCACAGUGUGGGAACUGCCAGCUCCUGUCCAUUUUAGGGGAAUUGAGUGAGCCCAGCACAUGGCACAACCACUCACAGCCAGGUGCAGGUGAGAGCAGGAGGCACACAUCCAAUGCAUCUAAAACAGCUAGAGCCAAGAAUAUAGUAAUAAGCUGUCCACAUGCAGCUUUCCUUGGAGACAUACUUGACUAUUGAUUAUUGUAAAAGACUAACAAUAUAGUGAGAGUUUUAUGGCCAGUGUCGCAUCAUUUGCUAUUUAAGUUUUGUUGCCAUAGUUACUUUUAUUUUGUAAUAAAUAUCUUGCAAAAACUA